This is a messenger RNA of Filobasidium floriforme, 1344 nucleotides long. RefSeq names its product WD40-repeat-containing domain protein. The coding region runs from base 1 to 1344 and encodes 447 amino acids. Lineage: Eukaryota; Fungi; Basidiomycota; Tremellomycetes; Filobasidiales; Filobasidiaceae. Gene Ontology annotation, molecular function: protein binding. The record is from RefSeq and is a predicted model, not a curated record. The transcript is spliced from 6 exons.
AUGCCAGCACCGCCAUCGCCGUUUCAUGUCUUGCGGCAUCAUCAGUCCCCCUUGCAUCACCUUGCCUUUUCUCAUUCGAACGACCUGCUGUACUCGGGCGACGAAGAUGGAAAUAUCGCCAUUACCGACUUGAAACUCAAGAGGGUCAUCUCUUCAUGGAAAGCACACGGAGAAGGAGUUCUUGGCGUCGGUGAAUGGGAUGGAGGACUUGUUAGUCAAGGCCGUGACAAUGUGAUACACUUUCACUCGCCCUUGGAGACCGGGUCGACAUCAGCAUCGGCCUCAUCAUCCACCUCUCCUCCGGCGGAACCGUCACAACCGGAACCGUCAACAAGCUCCAAGCCCACAGUCACUACCGUCUCUGCCAUCCCGACCAUCACUCCUCUUCUACCUCCUCCAAGAAUGCUAGAUUCCCUACCUACCAACUCUCUGAACUUUUGCAAAUUUGCGUUGGUGGAGAUCCCGGAAGAGCUCGGUUUGACGGGGGAGAAGAUGAAGACGAUGAGCAGGAAGAGACGUAGACCGGACGGAUGUCCCGGAUUAGGGAGCGGGAGACAGGGCCUAUUGGCCGUUCCGAACUUGAUGGACUCGGAUUCGGUCGACAUCUACCACCUCCCAACCCUUACCCGUCUUCAUGCAGCCUUCACGCACGACCCGAUCCCCACCAUCUCUACCCCAGGAACCGAAGGGCAGAACCGCAAUGCUUUGAUCAUGGGCAUCCAUCUAUACUUUCACCAAGAUAAAUUGCGUACGGUACUGGCCUUCGAGGACGGACGGGUAGAAGUCUGGGAAUGUGACCAGUGGGACCUGGAGACCGAUAUCAGGCUACAGAAGGGAAAGGAGGGGGUGUGGCGAUGUCUAUGGAGGGAAAAGGGACACAACGAGGCCAUCAUGGCAAUGAGUGUCUCGCCAAAGUUGGAUUUUGCGUUUACGGUUUCUGCGGAUCACCAGCUUGUUCGCUACAACCUUGAAAAUGAUCAAGGCGAUGUUACCACACGCAUGAAAAAGCAUGCAACAAAGCAGAUCGGGAAUGCUGAUGUCAAGGUCGACUCUACCGGAAAGAUCGUCGCUGUAGCCGGAUGGGACGGGAGUAUACGCCUGUUCUCGGUCAAGUCUUUCAAAUCGCUAGGAACGCUGGCUUAUCAUCGAGACAUGUGCAAUACGCUCGUAUUUCCCUUCAACGAGACUGGAGACCGGCGUGAAGGGGAAGAAGACAGCGAAGACGAAGAGUACGGGACGAGUUCGGUUGGGAGAGCGAGGAAGAAAACUGAGGGGUGGUUGGUCAGCGGUGGAAAGGAUAGGAGGAUCGCGAUUUGGCAGCUCAAAGACUUUACUAGGCGAUGA